Molecule: messenger RNA, 1079 nt
Organism: Hippocampus comes (tiger tail seahorse)
Lineage: Eukaryota; Metazoa; Chordata; Actinopteri; Syngnathiformes; Syngnathidae
Product: tetraspanin-8
Exons: 8
Coding region: 141-815 (224 amino acids)
Cellular component (GO): plasma membrane
Source: RefSeq, a predicted model, not a curated record
CCGAAGCGGGUCCUCGCCAGCGAGCUGCGUGGCCGUCGCGUGACGCGUGACGCGGGGCGUGGCCCGCGGCAACAGGUCGAGCGGGAUGAACAAAUGAGGGAAGAAGUUCCACCUGGACUAGCGACGACGAGGCCCGCGCCAUGGCUGUCAACAAAUGCAUCAAGUAUCUCCUCUUCUUUUUCAACCUUCUCUUCUGGCUGAGCGGCUGCAUCAUCCUGGGCGUGUCCAUCUACCUGAAAGUCAACAAGGACGGCAACAGCAUCACCAGCCAGUCCCUGCCGGGCAUCGACCUCCUCAUCGCCGUGGGUGUCAUCGUCAUGCUCUUGGGGUUCCUCGGAUGCUGCGGCGCCAUCAAGGAGAACCGAUGCAUGCUCAUCCUGUUCUUCGCCAGCCUGCUCCUGGUCUUCAUCCUCCUGCUGGCUGCAGGAAUUGUGGGCGCCGUAGCAGAGAAUAAGGUGAAGGACUGGGUGAAGGAGCGCCUGCAGAAGUUCAUGCCGCUCUCCGGUCAUCCCGAGAUCAGAGAGGACCUCGAAAAACUCCAGAAGGAGCUCGGGUGCUGCGGCCUGGUGAACGGGGCGUCCGACUGGGACGUCAUCCCGGACUCGUGCCGAUGCGCCGCCUCCGACCCGCAAUGCGGCCCCGACAAAGUCUACGCCACGCCGUGCUCCACUCGGAUCGUCCACCUGUUGGAGAAAAACAUGGAAGUGGUCAUCGGCAUCGCCUUCGCCAUCGCCGUACUGCUGAUCGCCGGCAUGGUCUUCUCGAUGAUCCUGUACUGUCAGAUCACCAAGCGAGACGGCGCCACCACCGCCUGAACUCCGAAACGACAUCAACCGACGUCCCAGCGCACUUUUAUACCGAAGGGACUCUUUGGGCCGACCGCACGUCGUCGAAGAUGAUUUUUUUUUUUUUACCGAGCAGCACCGCUCAUGACAAAAUUGACGUCCAAAUCUCAUUGGAAGAAUGGAAAGCUUUUUUUUUUUUCCCCUCCCCUCUUCCGAACCACCGUUGCUGUGUACUUAUUUUUAUUCCAGAAUAUAACACGAAUCCCAAUUGUGAUCAUCUGCUUUCUUCAACCA